AUGUUUGCCAGAUCCUCCAUCCGCACCGCGCUGGACAUUCGGUGGAUUCCCAUUAUGCCAUUGACUCGAGCAGUAUACAUACAUCAAACCUCAACAAUCCCGUUCCACGCAACACCGGCCGAAAUUCCUCCACAAUCCGGCGAACAAAUUACAACAGAUGUGCCAUCGCAAUCGGAAUUGCCCACGUUACAAAGUUCUCCACCCCAAUCCACAUCAACAUCCCCCUCGACGACGACAACUAUCCCACCAAAUAAACUCUUCAUCUCUCCCACCUUUACAAAACCCCUGACCCUUACACCGUCUCUAACUUCUCUCCUCCCGCAUCUUACCACACAAACACCUCACUACAUUACCGCCCACCUGCACGCGCGCCCCUAUCUCCUAACAGCGGGCGACACACUUCGUCUUCCCUUCCUCAUGCCCAAUGUAAAGGCGGGCGACAUCCUCCGUUUCAACCGGGCAUCAGUAAUCGGCUCGCGCGACUUUACACUCAAGGGGGCGCCAUACGUUGACGAGCGGCUCUUCGAGUGCCGGGUGAGGGUUAUUGGGACAGAGUCGGAGCCACUCCGCAUCAAGGAGAAGACCAAGCAGAGACAGAGACAUGUGAGGCGGGUGAAGAGUAAACAUAGGUAUACGAUCUUGAGGGUCGUGGAUGUUAAGGUUAAGGGGUUGGAUGAAUUGGUUAACGAGGGGGCGGAGAUUGUGGGUGAAGACAUGGAGGGUAUGGCAGGACUGAAAGGGGCAGAGAAGGAGUGA
This is a messenger RNA of Histoplasma mississippiense, 756 nucleotides long. RefSeq lists its product with no specific name. Gene Ontology annotation, cellular component: mitochondrial large ribosomal subunit; ribosome. The transcript has a single exon. Gene Ontology annotation, molecular function: structural constituent of ribosome. The record is from RefSeq and is a predicted model, not a curated record. NCBI's taxonomy places the organism in Eukaryota, Fungi, Ascomycota, Eurotiomycetes, Onygenales, Ajellomycetaceae. Bases 1 to 756 code for a protein of 251 amino acids.